This is a messenger RNA of Paramacrobiotus metropolitanus, 2590 nucleotides long. RefSeq lists its product as uncharacterized. The transcript has 5 exons. The coding region runs from base 223 to 1698 and encodes 491 amino acids. NCBI's taxonomy places the organism in Eukaryota, Metazoa, Tardigrada, Eutardigrada, Parachela, Macrobiotidae. The record is from RefSeq and is a predicted model, not a curated record.
CCGGCUUCGGGUUAUGUAAAAUUAUACAAUAAAAAGAGCUGAAUACGUUUGCCUUCCAAAUCCACCAAGCGUAUCGUAACUGCAUUCCUUCAUCAGUGCCGAAUCAAACACGCCCGCUCUCCUCUCAACAUCCCUUCACUGAGCAACAAACCUUCGCAUACCUCAGGAAUUAUUUCGACAUUUUGACAGUUAGUUAUAUUGUUCUGCCUUGAUUGGCCGUACAUGGCACCCGACAACCAAGCGCACUCGCCCUCAACAUUAACCAGGCUUAGCAACGAUCUACAGCCGCAGAAAGUGCUAAAGAAAGCCAAAAUGUUUGUUGUCAAGAUUCGAAGGGCACAGCCCAUCGGUUCAGCAGACUCCACUUUCGUUCAAGCCAAACGCAAAUCUCUUUCCCCAGAGUUUUUGCCGCCCCGGCCAACCCGAAUACGAUUUCAGCAAAAAAGCACACAGACCGGCGAGGACACCAGCACACCGCUGAAUCCUGUUCAAUCCGAUCGGAUUAUCGAUGACACAUUUUCGCACGCAAAUUACGAGCCAACUGCCAACCGGGAGGGUGUGUGCGCUGAAACCCAGACAGACGAUGACGUCAACAGGCCGCGUAUCCGUCUGAUCAAUCCGUCACCUCCCCCGUCGACUGUACCGUCACAUUCACCGGGCCCCAGUUUUGUGGUAGUGAAAACAACCAAACGCAGGAGACCAACGAUUAAGAGAGUGCGCAGUCAGCGCAACUGUAAUGAGGUCUUCGAUGGUAUUGAGCCGACAACCGUUGACAAUUUCCUUAAUACAGUGAAAUUAACACGAACUGAUGCGGUAGAAGAAGCUACCAAUAAGCGCCACAAACCAGAGUCCGCAUCGAGGCCGAUUGCUACAGAAAACAUCUGCAAGGUUAAGAAGAAACAACCGGUUAAAAAGCAGGUCACUAUUGUGGCACCGGAUAUUAUACCUUCGUCAGCAGAAGAAGACAUCAGGAGCACAGUAAUAAAGAGAAACCGAGCAUCGCCGAGGAAGGUUAGCGCAGCUCCGCUACGCCGUUGCCUGGUGCCCGGGUGUCAUACUGAAUUAAAACUUCCCCGUCCAUCCGGAAUGCGCUACCACGGCUUACCCAAUGACGCUGGAUUGCGACGAGCAUACCUGCGAUUGUGCGGGCGAGACCAGAAGAUUUCCGUAUCGGGAUUCGUCUGCGGCAAGCACUUUAUCGCGACUGAUUAUGAACCAAACGGAGUGCUCAAGAAAAAUGCAUUACCCUCCGUUAACUUGUCCGAACCCGGAAAGUUCUGCAGCGCACCGGAAAUCGUAGUCAAGGCUGCUCCCGAGUUUAGCGACUUAGAUGGAAGAAUUUACAUCACGUGGAAUCAACUAGCUUCUCCCAUUUUCCGGCCGCCGUUGACCGCCAGUGACGAUUGCUCGAACUGGGUUCCGUGUGCUAGUCUAGCAGACUGCAUUCAGUUCGUUCGUCUGCGAGUGCGCCCUGCGGGUAUUAAGGAGUACACGCUGCAGUACUCGGUGGUGGAUAUGAUACAAAUCUUUCGUGAUUUAUCGGUUUACCUUUGGAGCGAUGAUCGACUGGUACCCCGUGAGCGUUAUAUAGGGAAACUAAAAGAAUUCUCAGAGCGGGAAUUGCUAGUCAUGCAACUUGAGAGGUUGUUUCGGUUUGAUUUUGCAUCGCAUGACUUGCACGACAACGCAGGGAUAUGACCCCAGAAAUCAUUUACGGAAGUUUUUACCAUAUCAUCUUGCAUUUUUUACUGCAGACAUUUCGUUUCCGGUGAUGAGAUUUCUGGAAUUCUUGAGAAGCUACCAAAACAGUGAUAUCAAUUUUUGAAUUUAGAAACUGUACAGUGUACACGCACAUUAGAAGCAUGGACUUCAUACUCUACUGAGUUACUGAGUAUGCUGUUGAGAAACUCAUUAGAAUUUUGUUCUGAGUGGUUGCCAACAUCCUGUAAACUGUUCAUCACUACUAUCAGUGGGUGUGUUUCUGAACAUACUUGCCUGGAAACACCAAAGCAAGCAGUUCAGUAGUUGUGUCGAAAUUUCCAGUUUCCGAACUUUCCGUUCGGUAUACUACGACCGUAUGACGCGAUGGCAGCAUUGGGAGCAAAUUCGGCCAAAUCUUUCAGGAAACUCAAGAAAUCCGAUCGACACCAAACGUUGACUGCGGUCGUAUAUAGGAGACUACAGGAUUCUAUCAGCUCCGGUCCUGAUUAAUUUUAGAAAUCAUCAGACUGUUUUCAUUCCACGGCCCACGCUGAUUAGACCGCGGACACUCUACUGGCCGGUUGUACCGUCGGCGCCAAAUCCAUUUGUGCAUGUCGCGGAGUAUGUAACGGCAUUUUAGGGUGUUUCACUGUGCAUUUCGGCGCGCAAAGCAUGAGACAGGUCCAAAUUGAAGUCGAAAAAAGUUAGACUGCCCCUUCGGCACUGGACAACGAUGAACUUUGUGGGCCAACAAAGGUCAUAUCGUACUUAUCGUUCCUUUGCAGCUGUGGCUGAUUUCUAGCUCAUCGUCGAUUGGCACAGCGUGCAUUACGCAAUCCCAAAACACUGUCCACGUAUCUGGAUUUUACGAUACGCAGCGGUACUUGAU